Molecule: messenger RNA, 2223 nt
Organism: Uranotaenia lowii
Lineage: Eukaryota; Metazoa; Arthropoda; Insecta; Diptera; Culicidae
Exons: 1
Coding region: 1-2223 (740 amino acids)
Source: RefSeq, a predicted model, not a curated record
AUGUUAGACCGGAUCAAGGAGUUGGAAGGAAACACCGCUAACACCAGCGUUCUGCAAUCCACCCGCAUCAUGGAUUCAUCCAUUCAGCCAGUCACGGAACAUGUUAGGUUACCCCAGAUAAGGUUGCAGACUUUCGAUGGCAACAUUGAUCAGUGGUUGAGUUUCCGGGAUCUUUUCCUAUCGCUGAUCCAUUCCAAGGUGGAAUUACCGGACGUGGAAAAAUUCCACUAUCUAAAAGGAUGCCUAGCCGGAGAAGCCAGAGCACUCAUCGACCCUUUGGCUCUAACGAGAGCCAACUACAACAUCGCUUGGGAAACACUGAUGACUAGAUACAACGACAGCAAGGUUUUGAAACGUCGACAAGUUGGAAAUCUAUUCAAACUCCCGAAGGUUACCAAGGAAUCGUCAUCAGAAAUUCAGGUGUUGCUGGAAGGCUUCGAACGUGUUGUGCAAACGUUAGAUCAGCUGGUGAAGCCCGAGGAUUAUAAGGAUUUGUUGCUGUUGGAGGUGUUAUGCUCGAGGCUGGAUCCCGUAACUCGUCGUGCUUGGGAAGAGCACAGUGCGCAUCAGACCGAGGACACUGUCAAGGAUCUCACACAGUUUCUUCAAACGCGAGUCAAAAUUCUUGCCUCACUUCCAUCAAAGGCCCAGGAUACCAAGCAGGAGUCUUCACAGUUGCCUAAAAAGAACUUCGCCUCGAGAACAAGUUAUAGCGCAGCUCAGAUGUCAUCCGGAACGUGCAUCGCUUGCUCAGAAUCUCAUCUGCUUUACACUUGUCCAGCGUUUUCAAGGUUGAACGCAUCCGCUCGCGAUAAACUACUGAGGCAGCAUUCUUUAUGCAGAAAUUGUUUUCGACGUGGUCAUCAAGCCUCAGAAUGCAGAUCUAUGCAAGUGUGCCGUAAGUGUAGGGGAAAGCAUCACACUUUAGUGUGCUUCAGAGAAGACAGUGGAGGUUAUAGGAAUCCUCAAUCAGCAUCACCCGCCAGAAGAGUUCAACAGUCAUCUCAACCUGCAGAGACAACAGCAGGAACUGUCUCUUCGAAUGUUGCCAGGAACCACUCGUCGACGAUAAUCCUCGCCACAGCAGUCGUUUUGGUUGAAGACGAUACAGGGAAGUCUUUUCACGCGAGGGCUCUACUAGACUCCGGAUCGGAGAGCAACUUCAUGUCAGAGAGGCUCUGUCAACGGAUGAAGAUCUCCCGAAGGCGUUCAAAUAUCUCGGUACUCGGAAUCGGCAAGGCAAAUACAACUGUGAAAUACCAGAUUUCUGCAGUUAAGAAGUCACGCACAUCUAGUUUUGCGAGAAAUAUGGAAUUUCUUCUUCUCCCAGCGGUUACUGCAGAUCUGCCUACUACUAGCGUGACGGUUUCUUCGUGGAAGUUCCCACAGGGUGUGGAACUAGCGGAUCCAGGUUUCUUUCAAUCAAAAUCGGUCGAUUUGGUACUCGGCAUUCAGCAUUUCUUCUCCUUUUUGCAAACCGACAACAAAAUUCCGCUUGGCGAGGGGCUGCCAAUGCUGAUAGAUUCAGUAUUCGGUUGGUUGGUCACCGGAGCAGUUGAACACCAGGGUUCAGCUCGGCGCAUCGUUUGCAAUGCAGCUUCUACAGUUCAUCUAGACGAACUUCUCACCAGGUUUUGGUCGUGUGAGGAGAUAGGGUCUCCGAACAUAUUUUCCCCGGAAGAACAACGCUGCGAGGCGCAGUUUGUUCGCACUAUCCAGAGGAGUUCUGAUGGACGAUACACCGUAGGCUUACCGAAGAACGACGAGAUACUUUCGACGAUGGGCGAGUCGCGUGGCAUAGCACUUCAGCGACUAGAUGGCUUAGAAAGGAGAUUGGCGAGGGAUCCAGAGUUGCGGAAUCAAUAUAACCAGUUCAUGGAGGAGUACAUGGAUCUUGGGCACAUGCGUAGGGCGCAUGUGGGCCCGGAGAAGCGUUGUUAUCUACCACACCACCCAGUCAUCAAACAGGCCAGCACAACAACGAAGGUUCGAGUGGUAUUCGAUGCAUCGUGUAAGAGCAGCAGUGGCGUUUCCCUGAACGAUGCACUCAUGGCAGGACCUGUGAUCCAAGACGAGCUACGAGCCCUUAUCAUGCGUUGCCGAAUGAAGCGGAUAAUGAUUGUCGCAGAUGUCGAGAAAAUGUUCCGACAAAUAGGUAUCGGUAAUGCCACUUCAAAGCAUUCUUUGGAGGAAAGAUUCAUCGGAGAACGUGGAAACGUAUGA